AUGUCACUUACGAGACUAGGGAACCUUUGUGCUCAUUUGCAAAAUGUCACUAGAGUGAAUUUAGCCACAACUGCUAUCCCAUAUUCAAGAAUGCAUUUAGAAGUUGCAUCACAUCUAUAUAAACAAGGUUUCAUCACAUCAGUACAAAAAGGCUCUCUAAAUGGUCCAGAUUUAAAACCAGUUGACGUUACACCAGAUAAUAUUGCCAGUAGAAGACUAUGGUUGGGGCUAAAGUAUAGAGGUACAGAUUCUGUCAUUAGAAAAGUUUCAUUAAUUUCCAAACCAAGUCGUAGAAUUAUUUUAGAUCAUGAUCAAUUGAAAUUAUUAGCUGCUGGUAAAUCAGUUAGAGAAAUCAAACCAUUACAACCAAGUGAAUUGGUACUUGUGAAAGUUGAUACUACAAAACGUAAUUUCAGUUACGAAAUUCUUGAUUUGGCUGAAGCUAUUGAAAGAGGUGGAAGUGGUGAAGUUUUAUGUCGUAUCAAAUAA
Messenger RNA from Hansenula ciferrii, 489 nucleotides. It is a transcript of the gene MRPS8, whose product is annotated as mitochondrial 37S ribosomal protein uS8m MRPS8. Gene Ontology annotation, cellular component: ribosome. The record is from RefSeq and is a predicted model, not a curated record. NCBI's taxonomy places the organism in Eukaryota, Fungi, Ascomycota, Saccharomycetes, Phaffomycetales, Wickerhamomycetaceae. The transcript has a single exon. Gene Ontology annotation, biological process: translation. The coding region runs from base 1 to 489 and encodes 162 amino acids. Gene Ontology annotation, molecular function: structural constituent of ribosome.